AUUCCAUCGCGUGCGUGCUUCAAACGUGCACUUUCUUACGCAGCUUCGAGAGGAAAUUUUCUCGCGUUCUAAAUAAACAUACCGUUCCGCACGAGCCUAUUCUCCCACGAAAUUGACCACGAACGCGAUAUCCGUUCCCGGACUCCGUUCUGCUCGCCGUUGAAACGCGAGACGUUAUUCCGAGAAGUGCAGAAGCGCGCGGCGAGAGCGAUGUUCAAGUGGUAAACAAGCGAGCUUCGCAGCGCGAAAAUGCAGCGUCCCGUGGACGUAAGCUGCUCCGUAAUUCCUAACGCGAAUUUUUCGCCACGCUCGUUAACGCCCGUCGUAACGCGUCUCACGUCGAGAACUCCGGAUGACGGAUCGAACGAACGGCCUUCGUCGCCGGCGGUGAGCCGCCGCGCGGCAUCACCACCGGAAGCGCUCUUCGGUUCGUUUGCCGCCAAACUGUCCCGUGCGGCUGCGAUGAAGUUGUUUAUCCCACAACAGGCAGUCCCACGAUUGCACAGUGAAUAAUCGCGUUCGAACAGUCGGGAUCAGUGGUGGCAUACCCACGAGCGGAAUCGUCGAGUGCAGACGCGCGCGAGCGAGCGUUGCUUGGAAUCUCAACUUUACUCGGACGUAUCUCUCUACCAUGGCAAAGGUUCAGCUCGCGAACGUCGCGGUCCUCGAUAAUCCGUCGCCGUUCCUGAAUCCGUUCCAGUUCGAGGUCACGUUCGAGUGCAUCGAGGAACUCAAAGAAGAUUUGGAAUGGAAGAUGAUAUAUGUGGGCAGUGCAGAGUCAGAGGAGUUUGAUCAAGUCUUGGAUACAAUCUAUGUCGGCCCGAUUCCAGAAGGAAGACACAUGUUUGUAUUUCAGGCUGAUCCUCCGGAUGUAAGCAGGAUUCCAGUAAACGAUGCUCUGGGUGUAACUGUUGUAUUGCUUACUUGCUCCUACAGAGGUCAUGAAUUUGUUCGUGUUGGUUACUUCAUAAAUAAUGAAUACACGGAUGCAGAACUCAGGGAAAAUCCACCUCCGCAGCCACAAUUUGAUAAAGUUCAAAGGAAUAUAUUAGGUGAUAAACCACGUGUCACUAGAUUUAAGAUCAAUUGGGACGAUUGUGCCACUACAACAGCAAGCGCCAUUCCUGAGGGCAUGGAUGCGCAAGCUCUAGAAGAAACCUCACAAGAUGCACCGACAUCCACAUUAGGCUUUACAGAAAACACACAAAAUGGUAUGGAAGUGAUGUGAAAGACGAUUUGUUGCUAAUAAGUUUGGUGGAAUAACAUAUACAGUAAAUUUAAGGCUCUUGUUUCCUUACUAUAACCAUAUUGGAUUAUGAUGUCACAAGUGAAAUGUCAUACAGAUUUCUCUCUUGCAUUCUCUAUGAGUUGCAAUAAAUUUGUUGUUUUGCCAUGUCAUACAUAAGAUGUAUGUUUGGUAGCAUAAAUUAAUACAAUAUUCAGGAAAUCUAUAAUUUGGUUAUUAAUAAGAAAAUUAUAAGCAUUUAUGUUUAAUUUACAUAUAUCCUAGCUUGGGCACUUUAGGACAUAUGUCCAAGAAACACAGAACAUGAGAUUUGCGUAUCAACCAAGAGAAUAUAAAUAUACAUAUUAUUGUGACCAUAUAUUUUUGUGUAUAUAGAUGAUUAUAUUUUACAAUCAGAACCAUCAGUUGAUAUUCUUUUGCUUCAAGUACAUGCACUCUUAUCAUUUAUGGGAAAUCUUACAUUUUUUACAACUAUUCAUUUUAAUGUACAGCUUAUUAUGGCUGUAGCUUACUAAUAGUAUCGAUAAUAUAAUUUUGUUGCUUCACGUUGAAUGUAAAAUAAAGAUUUCCUUAUUUCUCCUUUCUGCGCUAAAUCUCUUUGGCAAUCUUGUAAUGAUCAAUUGAGAUUUAUAACAAUCUAUUAACUAUGUACCAUAAUAAGAGUUGUUAAAAUAUGUUACAUAAAUUUAUUUUGCCGAGUAUAAGUAAUCAUAUGCAAAGAUAAUCGAUUUAUUUCAACAUAUACUACAAAGCAUAUGUCACAAAAGCGAAAUUACGAUUGACAUUUCUCUGCGAUCUUAUAAUGCAGUACGGUUGCAGUGAAGAAAAAGAAUCCUUAAACGAUAAAGUAGUACCUGGGUAAGAAUAUGAGAGAGAGAGAGAGAGAGGGAGGGAGGGGGAGAGAGAGAGAGAGAGAGAGAGAGGGAGAGAGAGAGAGAGAGAGAGUACACACACACACACUCUCCGUAUAUAUUUAGAUAAUUCAAAAAAUCGCGCAAAACGGACCUUCCAUAUACUUAUUGAUGUUCUCCUUUGACAUGAAAUUUGUACAUUUUCAGAAAACAUGUAAUGUUAAUGUGAUAAUCCUAACAAUAGAAAGUGAGUUAAUUGUUUGCAAAAUCGUUACUCAUGUUUCUCCUAAUCAAAUAGCGGCGCACUGGAUUUUCAAACUUAUUGUCUCUCCAAGAGAGUGUUGUUUAUGCGAAAAAAGAAUUACGUGUAACGAACAGUAAUUAGCACGAACCACAAACGAUUAAACUACGGACUACGAUAAAUACGGACAAUCGAUCAUAAGCGAAGCGUGUAAAACAACAGCGAAUUCUCGAUAAUGUCCCAUAAUAUACUUGUUUGAAAAUUAUUAUGUUUUGGUAGCUUCUAAUUUAAGGCUUCAAACUUAAAAAUAUGUUUGAAUAUAUUAAGUAUUAUAUUACUA
Harpegnathos saltator (Jerdon's jumping ant) is the source of this 2678-nucleotide messenger RNA. It is a transcript of the gene asf1, whose product is annotated as histone chaperone asf1. Gene Ontology annotation, molecular function: histone binding. The transcript has 3 exons. Gene Ontology annotation, biological process: DNA replication-dependent chromatin assembly. The coding region runs from base 632 to 1228 and encodes 198 amino acids. The record is from RefSeq and is a predicted model, not a curated record. Gene Ontology annotation, cellular component: nucleus; chromatin. Lineage: Eukaryota; Metazoa; Arthropoda; Insecta; Hymenoptera; Formicidae.